Molecule: messenger RNA, 1719 nt
Organism: Recurvomyces mirabilis
Lineage: Eukaryota; Fungi; Ascomycota; Dothideomycetes; Mycosphaerellales; Teratosphaeriaceae
Exons: 2
Coding region: 1-1719 (572 amino acids)
Biological process (GO): ribophagy; protein deubiquitination
Cellular component (GO): Ubp3-Bre5 deubiquitination complex; ribonucleoprotein complex; cytosol
Molecular function (GO): mRNA binding
Source: RefSeq, a predicted model, not a curated record
AUGGCGGCGGAAGUGGCAUCGAUGACCAACGGCUACGCGCCGCACAACGGCUUCGGUGGGACGGACAACCAGAGCAACGCGUAUACCUCGACUCCUGCAUCUCAGCAAUCAAUGUACCAGCAGCCGCCAGCACAAGAGAUGGCAAGCGGUACAAGCACCCAGUCAGACAUCCCCAAGGACGAGGUGGGCUGGUACUUCGUCGAGCAGUACUACACCACCCUCUCCCGAUCGCCCGAGAAGCUCUACCUUUUCUACAACAAGCGAUCGCAAUUCGUGUCUGGCCAGGAGACUGACAAGGUGCCUGUCUGUGUCGGGCAACGUGCCAUCAAUGACCGCAUCAAGGAACUCGACUUCCAGGACUGCAAGGUCCGCGUCACGAAUGUUGACUCGCAGGCUUCAGACAAGAACAUCGUGAUCCAAGUCAUUGGCGAGAUCUCCAACAAGAGCCAGCCUCACAAAAAGUUCACGCAGACCUUUGUGCUUGCCACCCAGACAAACGGCUACUUCGUCCUCAACGACAUCUUCCGAUAUUUGGUCGAGGAGGAGGAUGAGGAGACUGAGCAGCCCCAGCAGCCAGCACCUCAGGCUGAAGAGGAGAUCCAGCAGCAGCCUGCGGCCGAGAGUGGUUCUCAGGAGCCACCUCCUACAGCUGCGGACAGUGGUCGCGAGACUCUGACGAGCUCGGACAACCCUGCUGCGAUUGAGCGCGAUGCGCAGGAGGUUGCUGGGAAGCUCGAGGAGACUUUGGCCAAGCCAGAGGAGGCAUCAGCACCUACUACCAACGGUGAGUCUCACGAGGAGGAGGUUGAGGAGGAGCAGGAGGCUGCGCCAGAGGCUACUACCGAGUCCAGCGGUGCCGAGCCAGAAGUCAAUGGCGAGUCGGCUACACCUGCUGCAACCGAGGAAGUUGUGCAAGAAGAGAAGCCACAAGCUCCGACACCGUCACCAGCACCCACACCAGCCUCUCAAGCACCUGCACAACCCGCCGCGCCACCAAAGCCAGCCGUGCCAAAGACCUGGGCAAGCUUAGCCGCUUCUGCGGCUCGAACCGCGCCUGCACCUGUUGUCCCUCAAGCACCCAGCCAGCCUCGUCAAGCAGCCCCAAAGUCGCAAACUCAGGCGCCAGCCCAAGCACAGACACAAGCUCCCGCAUCAACACCGGCGGCUGCGCCUGCUUCGACACCCUCCGCGCCGGCUCGUGAGGAGACCUCGACUCCUACUUCUCAGGACGAGUGGACAGCAGUCGGCAGCAGCCACAACCGAUCUCAGUCCCGCCAUGUCGACCAGCAGCAGCAACAACAAGGUCCUCAAAGCCGAGGUUACAUCAAGAACGUUCAGGAGCAUGUAAAGCCAGAAGAGCUGCGAGCGCAUCUGGAACAAUUUGGCGAGUUGAUCUACUUUGACAUCUCGCGUCCCAAGACAUCCGCCUUCGUCGACUUCAAAACCCCACAAGGUUACCAAGCAGCCGUAGCCGCCAACCCCCACAACAUCUGCGACUCCACCCUCUUCGUCGAGGAGCGCCGCGUUCGCCCAACCAAUAUGCAAUUCGGACCCCGUGGAGCACACAACGGCCAGAUGCAGCGCGGCGGUCGCGGUGGACCAGGUCAAGGCGGCCCACCACGCGGCGGCUUCAACGGUCGUGGUGGACGUGGUGAUUUCGCUCCGAGAGGCCGGGGCGGUGCACCGCGAGGACGUGGUGCGCCGGCGCCAGCACAAUAG